This is a messenger RNA of Coregonus clupeaformis (lake whitefish), 2664 nucleotides long. RefSeq names its product RNA polymerase II-associated protein 3-like. Gene Ontology annotation, molecular function: protein binding. The record is from RefSeq and is a predicted model, not a curated record. The transcript has 17 exons. The coding region runs from base 206 to 2203 and encodes 665 amino acids. Lineage: Eukaryota; Metazoa; Chordata; Actinopteri; Salmoniformes; Salmonidae.
GAUGGUGGCUGGAAAAGCGCUCUUGUUUGAAAUGGAAAAGCGUCGCGGUAGCAAUUGAUAAAGAACAACAUCAAGACGAAGCAGUUGCUUUACAAGUGGGAUGCACUGUUGAGCUCUACAUCCCGAGGGGUUCGUGCUGAUUGUACGGAGAUUGUGGCAGCCGGUUAAAUGGCGUCCCUUGAGAAGGCAAGAACAAGAUGUAGACAUGUCUGAAAACAAAUCCAUUGAACUCCAACUGCAAAUGCGAAAAAAUGCAGAGGACCUGCAUAACUUCAUGAAAGAUCUUGACAGCUGGGAAACCGACAUAAAGAAGAAGGAUGAGCAAUUAAGAACUGGGAGCAUUGGCGAGUCUCAAAAAACCCUCCAACCAGUGCGAAACAAGGACUUCAAAAAGAAGAGGGAGAAGAAGGCAUCAGACAACAAUGCAAAGACUGAACCAAAACAAGCACCCAGGAUAAAGUCUUAUGACUAUCAGUCAUGGGACAAAUUUGAUGUGGACAAGGUUUUGGAGUCCAUGGAUAAAGAGGACAGCGCUGCUGAGUCCAAUGACUCUGAAUCUGAGGAUUCUGGGGUUCCUGCUACUGACCAAGACAAAGCUCUUGCUGAGAAGGAGAAAGGUAAUCAGCUGUUUAAAGAAGGGAAGUAUGAUGAUGCCAUUGAGUGUUACACCAGAGGCAUGGGCGCAGACCCUUAUAACCCCAUUCUGCCUACAAACCGAGCUGCCUGCUUCUUCAGACUCAAAAAGUUUGCUGUUGCCGAGUCUGACUGCAACUUGUCCAUCGCGCUGGACAGUAACUACUUCAAAGCAUUUGCACAAAGAGGAGCGGCUCGAUUCGCCCUGCAAAAUUAUAAAUCUGCCCUAGAAGAUUAUGUAAUGGUUCUCAAGCUGGAUCCUGGGAACCUGGAGGCACAGAAUGAAGUGAUGAAAUGUAAAGAGGUCAUUGCUAAACUGAGUGGGAAGGCAGAAAGCCCAGAGGCUGCAGUGGUGGCGCCACCUGUGGUGGACGUCAAGCAACAGCAGCUCAUGGAGGAACAGCAGAGAAGACAAGAGGCGGUGGUGCAGAAAGACAGGGGGAACGCAUACUUCAAAGAGGGGAAGUAUGAGGCAGCAGUAGAGUACUACACCAAGGGCAUGGAAGCGGACAGCACCAACGUCCUUCUGCCUGCCAACCGGGCCAUGGCUUACUUAAAGCUGCAGAGAUAUAUAGAGGCUGAGGAGGACUGCAGUAAGGCCAUAGCCCUGGAUGGCACCUACUCAAAGGCCUUUGCCCGCAGAGGGACAGCCAGGGCUGCUCUGGGACUGCUCAAACAAGCUAAAGAAGAUUUUGAGGAGGUCCUGAAGCAGGAACCGGGAAACAAGCAGGCAUUUCAUGAGAUGAAGAAGAUCGCCAUUGACAUGGGCACAAGUGGUCUGCUGGCAACAGAGGAGCACGCACAGCGGAGAACAGUACAGCCAAUUAACAAACCACCUCACCUGCAGUCAACCAAGCCGUUGAGGAGAGUGGACAUUGAGGAGGUUGGUGGAAAGAUCCUGGUCCAGAAGGAGCCCUCGGCUGUGUUGACCUCAACCACAGCCCCCCGUGUUAGGCCCCAGAAGACCACCUCCAUCGCAGACACUGUGAGAGAGGGUCAGGGUGAGGCCUCACCUCCCUCUACCUCCCCCAGCGCUAAGAUCCUGAAGAUUGAAGAGAUAUCAAACGUCUCCUCACAUUCCCCUGUCAAAGGGCUUGAGGGGGAUGCUGUGAGAGCACGGACACAGAAGCACAGGGAGGCAACCGUCAGUGAACCAACAGAACCGCCUGCUACACCCUCCUCCUCGACAGAGGUCGUACCUCCUGCCCCCGCCAACAGCUUCCAGCUAGAGGCAGACCUCAGGAAGAUUGGAAAUGGCCCUGAAGUCAUCUACAAGUAUUUGAAGCAAAUCGAACCUCAGGCGUACGCCAAGAUCUUCCAGAGCUCUCUUGAACCAGACAUGCUCAAUCAGAUUCUAAGGACGUUACAAAGCUUCUACAUCAAGAACGAAGAACCACCUGUCAUACUGGAGAUCCUCAGGAGUCUGGCCGGGGUGAGGCGAUUCGACAUGGCUGUCAUGUUCAUGUCCAGCCCUGAGAAGAAAGUUCUACAAGAACUGUUUGACUUUCUUCUUCAAGCUGGACUUGAGGACGCUUCAGUUGGAGCCCUGCGAAAGAAGUAUGGAGUAUGACGUGAUAAAUUACUUUUUCCCUAAGCAAGCAGUCGAUUUGAAGUAGUGUUUUUCAAUGCUCUAUUACAUGUUACUAAUCCAAACAGUGCUGUAUGUACGCAACAAUGAAUCAGUUAAUUUUGGCUGCCAUAUUGGAAGGUAUGUAACAUUUGAUGUAAUACUAUAGUUUUUUUCUAUGGCUCAAAGCAUGUAUAAGUUUCAUCCUCGUAUGAGAAAACAGUACUUACUAUAUGCAUGGCCAAAAACAGAAUGUUCUAUCUGACUGCGGCCCAACACACCCAUAUGGAUAAUAGUUCAAAUAUGCAUCUACCAGUCUUAGAAAGCCUGGAGAACUGAAAUACUAAUAGAGGCACCUUUUUUAGUUAUUUUCAAUUCUUCUGUCCAAGACUGUACAUCUCAUGUUCAAUACAUAAAUUGCAGAGAAUGAGUGUGAAUACCUAAAUACAUUGGCUUAAUCUUUA